AUGGAACCUACUACACGUUGCCACUUGUCAGAGCUUCAUUUUGGCAAUGCGGGCGCCAGACGGGGCCAGGGCGCCGCCUGGGAGACCCGCGGCCGGAAACGCCCCCGCGAGUGGCAAGCCCCGCCGCCCCUGCCCCAAGCACCGGCCGGAGGCAGAGCCGCAGAGGGGCCGGCGCCGGGGGUGGAGGGAGGCGCCAGCCGCCCGCGCCCCUCCCCCGCCCGCAGCGGAAGCGUCUCCGGUUUGAAAGAUGCCGCCGCCGCCCCCAGCCCGCCGAGCCACAAAGGGCCGAGCCCCCUCCCGCCGCGGCCCUCCUCCCCCAAGUCCUCCACAGGUCGUCCCCGGGUACCCCCGCCCGGCGCUGGCGACGCCUGCUCACCCGAGUCCCUCAGUCCCGAGGAUUGGGAUCCGAUGCGGCCGGUGGCCACGAAGACACUGGGCCCCUCACGCGCGGCGGCGGGGGCGUGGCCCUGCUGCCGCGACUAG
Molecule: messenger RNA, 483 nt
Organism: Aethalodelphis obliquidens (Pacific white-sided dolphin)
Lineage: Eukaryota; Metazoa; Chordata; Mammalia; Artiodactyla; Delphinidae
Product: skin secretory protein xP2-like
Exons: 2
Coding region: 1-483 (160 amino acids)
Source: RefSeq, a predicted model, not a curated record